This is a messenger RNA of Pogonomyrmex barbatus (red harvester ant), 1420 nucleotides long. RefSeq lists its product as uncharacterized. The record is from RefSeq and is a predicted model, not a curated record. NCBI's taxonomy places the organism in Eukaryota, Metazoa, Arthropoda, Insecta, Hymenoptera, Formicidae.
UGUACAAAGCAUAUUCAUGAAUGACACAAAUGGCAUUGUUAAUUUAUUUUCUAUUUGUGCAGAAGCAAAAAAAACUCGUCUUACAUUCGACGAUAAGAAACUCAUUGAAAAUGAAGUUUGCUUUAAAGAAAUUUGUUCUCCUGAUAUAAUGGAAAUUAUCAAACACAAUACCACAGUGACAAAAGCUUUACUUCAACACUUGGAAAAAGUGGCGCAAGAAAGAGUAAAAACACAUUCUGUUACAUCACUCUUAUCGAAGAAAGAUAAUGCGAAUUCUAAUUCUUUAAAAACAACUAUUUGUGAGCAAAUUUCAUGUAAAUUUGCAAAUGAGAAUACACAUUCUGCCAAUAGUUCUACUAUUGAAUUAGAAAGUUUAAAUUGUUUAUCGUGCUUGGAAAAAAAAGAGGAAGAUAACACUGUAGCAAUGUUUACCAAAACCUUUUUAAAGCUAAUGAAACAAGCUCUUGUAUUAAAUAGCAAGAGUGUACAAAAAGGCUGUGUAAGGAAAGAAAAUGUGAUCGAAACAUUUAUUGUUUUGAGUAAGAUAAAAGAAUGUGCAGACGAAAUUUUAAAAAUAUAUAUGCUCGCCGAUUGCUCAAAGAGACAGUUAAAUAAGUUUUGUUCUAGAUCCAAGUCGAAAGAUAAAUACCUUUCGAAACCAAAUUCUGCUAUAAAUUCGAUUCAGACUCAAGACGUUGAGAAUGCCACAGAUCAAUUUACAGCUUCUUAUACAAAUUCGAAAGACGUUGAGAAUGCCACAGAUCAAUUUACAGCUUCUUAUACAAAUUCGAAAGACGUUGAAGUACUGUAUGAACCCUCCACAUCAAGAAUUCAAGAUCACAGUCUUUCAGAAGAUACGUAUGUGAAAACAACGAUGGAAAGAAAACCUUCUGUUAGAGAUAAAGAAAUUACUACACAUUUAGAGAACCAUGAACAUAUUGGUUUAAAUAUGUCGCAAGUAUCGCUUCACGACAUGGGAACUCAAUACAUUUCGAAGCAAUUACAAGACACAGGCGUCAUAACCGAGCCCGGACAAGAUUUCGAGAGAAAAAUAAGUGUCGCCACUCAAAAUCGUGAGCCUAUUUUAAUUCGUGUAAUCAAGUCUAAUAAUGGUGAAGGUAUUCUAAAAUUAGAUAAGGAAACGUGCGUUCGCGAUGCCUAUGUUGUACGGAGGACAAAUAUCGACAAGUGCUCAAAGAACAUGUAUCAGAAAUACUCGAUUAGAGAAUAUUAUGAUGAAUUGUUACAUCCAGGCGUUUCUCAUAUAUGCGAGAAAGAAAUGCAAAGGAUGCAAAAGUUCCUUAUUGCACAAUUACAAUUGGACGAAUAUUCGAAACUUUGGACUACCAUCGAAGCAACGAAUUGUUUCCAGAAUCCCAUUGUAUGUAAAAUCACACAAGUAUACACGAAAAAGGACUGA